AUGAAGGGACUUUUCGCCGUGUUAGCCUUGGCCACUGCAGCCUUUGCCCAAGAUUUUGUUCCUCGGUGGGAACAUGAUACUACCACCCUAACAACGUACAUAACAACAACAUACUGCCCAGUGACUACAACAGAGGUUCAGGGUGGCACCACAGCAAUUGUCACAAAAAUGACCACCUCAACUUUGACAAUCACUAGCUGUGUUGGUGGAUGUGGCGGCGGUGUCACCGUUCCUGGACCAACUGCCGUAGCCAGUACUACAACUGAAGUUCUGGUGACCUAUACAACAAUCUGUCCUGUUACUGUCACAAGUACCGCCGCUGGCACAACUUAUACCCAAGUCUUCACCACCACCUCAGUCGUGGUAACAGCAGUACCAACAACCGUCCAAGUCAAUGUUACACCUGCACCGGUGACUAAGUCUCUCGAAACCUGGGUAUAUUCUACCUCAACCACAUUAUGCCCAGUUACAGUGGUCUCGACAAUCUCCGGCGUCCCUGUCACCGUCAUUCACACUAGCACGAGUCUCAUCGUAGCUACUAUUCCUUCCACUGUCCAAGUCAACGUUACACCUACAGAGACCAAGUCUAUUGAAACAUGGGUCUAUUCUACCUCAAGUACAUUGUAUCCAGUCACGGUAGUCUCGACAGUCUCCGGGGUCCCUGUGACUAUCGUCAAAACCAGCACGAGCCUCAUCGUGGCUACUCUUCCUACCACAAUCGUUGCCCACACUACCCAGACUGCUACUGAGUAUCAAACCACCAAGGUUUACGAAACGGAGUCUACCUACGAGACUGCUUACACUACCGUUAGUGCUGGCUCAACAAUUGUCCUCACUGAAACCAACACAAACACCAUCCUGGCCACUCAGACCUACACUGUUACCUCCACAAAUGAAGCACCUACAACAAAGGCCACAGUCAAUAUCCCUAUCACUCUUUCCACUAACGUGCCUUUUACUGAAGUUGUCACGGUCCCAUCUGAAAAGACUGCAACCACCAUUGGCGGCACUGUUUAUAGUACCGUCCCCGUGCCGGUAUCUUCCAUCGUCACCGCUCCUUCUGGCACAACUUUCGUUUCCGUACCCGGGACCACGGUGACGAAUGCCCCGCCUCGUCCAACUACAGCUCCACCCGCAACUACCUCUGCACCUACCCAAGUCAGUUCCAACAUCGCAGCAGCACCCACGAACAACCCAAUUGCCUUCAUUGUCGCUGGUGCAGCGGCUCUUCUUGCCUUCGCAUAA
Molecule: messenger RNA, 1245 nt
Organism: Venustampulla echinocandica
Lineage: Eukaryota; Fungi; Ascomycota; Leotiomycetes; Helotiales; Pleuroascaceae
Exons: 6
Coding region: 1-1245 (414 amino acids)
Source: RefSeq, a predicted model, not a curated record